AUGCUUUUCACCGCUUCAUCGUCGUCCUCCAGACCGAUCUCCCUCCUCCCUCGCCAUCUCCAGCGGCUGCGCCACCGCCGCCAUGGAGCUCCACCCGCGUCCUUCUCAUCUUCCUCCUCUGCGGGGAGGAGGCCGAAGAAGAAGAUUUACCACCGGGAACCAGACCUCGACAAGGUCAUGGAUCUGCAGAAGAAGCCCGCCCUCAUUCUCCGCCUCAGAGAGCUCAUCGUCGGCCGCCGCCAUGGCAGCCCGCUCCUCCUCCGGGACCUUGAGAAGGAGGUGGGCUUUGUCCAGAAAUGGGAUUUCAUCUCCCUUAUCCAGAAGCAGCCCUCCAUCUUCCGCGUUGCCGGCGGCGUCGGCGCCGCCGUCUCCGUCCGGCUGACGGAGAGGGCAGAGCGGGCAUCCGCCGGAGAAGCCGAAGCGAGGGCUCUCAUGGAACCCAUCCUGGUAACAGCUCUGAGGAAGCUCCUGAUGAUGUCUAUGGACUGCCAGGUCCCCAUGGCGAAGAUCGAGCUGAUCCAGUCGGAGCUGGGCCUUCCAUCUGACUUUCAGAGAUCCCUCAUCCCCAAAUACCCGUCCUUGUUCUCCGUCAGGGAGAUCAACGGAGCGGGCUUCCUUUGCCUGGAGAGCUGGGACUCCUCCCUCGCCGUCACCAACAGGGAGGAGAAGCUGGCACACGGCGGAGCAGUGGCGGCGCCGCUGCCCAAGAGGGCGAUACCCAGAGACGGCAACUACCCGGGUCCCUUCUCCUUCAAGCUCGCCUACCCACCGGGCUUCAGACCCAACAAGGGCUACUUGGAGGAGGUGGUGAAAUGGCAGAAGUUGCCAUUCCCUUCACCAUAUCUCAAUGGGCGGAGCUUCGACCCGGCGGCGCCGCCGGCGAGGAAGAGGGCGGUGGCGGUGCUGCACGAGCUUCUGAGCUUGACGAUGGAGAAGAGGAUGAACUCCGAGAAGCUGGACGCCUUCCACGACGAGUACCAGCUGCCCUGCAAGCUGCUACUGUGCCUGGUGAAGAACCAUGGCAUCUUCUACAUCACCAACAAGGGCGCACGCAGCACUGUCUUCCUCAAGGAGGCCUACCAGGGGCGCCAUUUGAGGGAGAAAUGCCCUCUGUUGAGCUUCUACGACAGGUUCCUCGCCCUCAGCGGAAGAUCGUACCUUGAAUCGCCUGACAUUAACCCAAUUUAG
Molecule: messenger RNA, 1188 nt
Organism: Spirodela intermedia
Lineage: Eukaryota; Viridiplantae; Streptophyta; Magnoliopsida; Alismatales; Araceae
Source: the annotation of a GenBank genome assembly